This is a messenger RNA of Musca vetustissima, 2131 nucleotides long. RefSeq names its product octopamine receptor Oamb-like. The record is from RefSeq and is a predicted model, not a curated record. Gene Ontology annotation, biological process: adenylate cyclase-activating adrenergic receptor signaling pathway. The annotation marks the transcript as partial. The transcript has 2 exons. Gene Ontology annotation, cellular component: membrane. Gene Ontology annotation, molecular function: G protein-coupled amine receptor activity. NCBI's taxonomy places the organism in Eukaryota, Metazoa, Arthropoda, Insecta, Diptera, Muscidae.
CCAAUGGCAGAGCCAACAUACACCAGGGGAAAUUAUACGCUUUAUUAUGCCACUAGUACAACAACAGUUGCAAAUGAGCCCUCAUCAGUAACAACAUCAUCGUCGUCGUCGUCUUCAUCCUCCUCCUCGUCGUCCUCAUCACCGUUUGCGGUGCCACCAGCAGCACCACCUUUCAUUUCCACAUUUUCGUCCAAGUUUUUAAACCGAAAAAAGCGCCACAGGCCAAAGGCUGCCACAGCAUCUUCCCAUUUACCACCUGUAACUACUCAUGACUGGCUGAUGGAGGCCCAGGCUUCCUUGCCAGGCUCAGCCUCAGCAGCAUCAUCAUCGUCGUUGUCCUCAUCCAUGUAUAAUUCAUUUAAUCCCUACGAUCCAUACCAUGCCCACUUAGUUACUAAGAAGAUUGCGAAAAAUGUAAAUAAUCACAAUGUCAACGCUGUGGCUGCAUCGGCUAACAUUGUAGCUGAUGAUCAUUAUGCGAUGGACGACGGCCAGGAUACUACAUAUGAUGAGCAUGAGCAUAAAUCUCGAGCAGAUGAUGAUGGUGAUGAAGAAGAUGGUGAAUAUGGCGGAUUUGAUGCCAGUGGCAGUGGGGAUAGCUCGUCGUCGGCAAGUUUUUCCAAUGCCAACUAUGAAACCUAUAGUCGGGAGCAUAUACCGGAUGAUGACUAUGGCUCAUCAACCACCACCAGCAGCCGGAGUGCCAACAGUGCAAUCACCAGCACUAGCACGAGCACAAGUAGAACUACCAGCAAAGCCACUAAAAUCCCAUCAACUACAUAUGACUAUGUGGAUUCAUUGCCGUUAUCAUCGCCACUACCACCACCACCGCCGCCACCACUAACACCACCACCACCCUGCCCCUGGAAAUGCGAGCUAACAAAUGAUCGCGGUUAUGUUCUCUAUUCCGCCCUCGGCUCCUUCUACAUACCCAUGUUUGUAAUGCUUUUCUUUUACUGGCGCAUUUAUCGGGCGGCAGUGCGAACCACACGAGCCAUUAAUCAGGGAUUUAAAACCACUAAGGGUUCGAAGGGCAUUGGAUCACGUUUCGAUGAACAACGUUUGACACUGAGAAUACAUCGUGGCCGUGGCUCUAAUCAACAUGACUCCACACACAGCAACGGCAGCACCCAAAGCACAACAACGACCCUGGGCACCCCCUCGCCCGAGCGCAUGAGUAAAUACUCCACCCGCCGAUUGCACAAUCACGAUAAAAUAAAGAUUUCCGUCUCGUAUCCAUCCAACGAUAAUAUAUCGGAAAUGGCCCAGCACGUACACGAGACGGGUAAUGCCAGUCACAGCCAUAAUCAUCAGCAUCAUCAUGAACGUGGCCGUACGGCAUCGGCCAGCGGAGGCAACAUGCUGUUUGCCGUCCAUUAUGGCACCCAAAAUGGCCGUGAUUGUACCGAGACUCAAUUGUACCGGCAUCAGCAUCAUCAGCACGGGGGCAAUUGUUUUCUGCAGGUGGGCAAAUCGAUGCCCGAUAUGAUGCGGAGAAGUUCGAAUAGCAGUGAUAACCAGCAAAUGCUGCAAACGAGGCCGAACAAGAAGAUGGGCAAGCGUAACAUAAAGGCCCAGGUGAAGAGAUUCCGCAUGGAAACGAAGGCUGCCAAAACGUUGGCCAUUAUUGUUGGCCUCUUCAUAUUCUGUUGGCUGCCAUUCUUUACCAUGUAUAUUAUACGGCCAUUUUGCCAGGACUGUAUCGAUCCGCUGCUCUUCUCUGUACUCUUUUGGCUGGGCUAUUGUAAUUCGGCGGUGAAUCCCAUGAUUUAUGCCCUGUUCUCCAAGGACUUUCGUUUUGCCUUUAAGCGUAUCAUCUGUAAGUGCUUCUGUUCCGGUAAAUCGAUAAAUUUAAAAACGUCACGACGUGGCAGUGAUAUGUCAGCCAUACGCAUUAGGGGACGAACGCCCAGCAUUACGCCCAGUGCUGCGGCUCAUUCGUUUGGUGAUGAAUCGGAAUUUCAUCACAGCGAUCAUGAGCACAGAUGACCAUCAUUCGGACCCACCAAUUCCAGUUCACAGAAUAGCUUGGGGGUCCGAAAGUCCAGUUUGAAAGUUCCUGUUUAUGAGAUAUGCCAUCCAUUGGUAAUGGAUAUUGGCGGCGGCGGCGGCAGUGGUGGUGGCGGAGUUG